UUAUACUCAAUCUAGUACAAGUAAAUCCAAUUACUUACUCAGAUACUUCAUGUUUCUCUUACAAUAAUAAAUUGGUUAACUCAUUCGAAAGAUAAUUUCGAAAAACAGUGCUGGAAAGCGGUGAACAACGGCAACGGCAAAAUAAAUGAGUUUCGUCAUUGCUGAUCCUAAACACUUGAAUAUUGGAAAACAACCCAUUUUUGAUCACAAGGACGAGAUUGUUCAAUCCGACUCCCUCGAUGGCAUACCGACUUGUCGCGGCGCAUGCGACUCCAUCUCAAUCAUCGCAGCGAGGUCUUCAAACUCUGCGAACUUCGUCAAUUCUAGGACAAUCGCAAUGCAUAUGCCGGUGUCAUAGGCCUCGGAAUUUUUCAUCAUCUGCGAGAUUUUAUCGUCAGAACGAAUACAAGGAAACUUUCGGAACGAGACUACGAAGGGCUUUGAAUGAUACAAAAAUAACAUGGUAUCAUAUACCUGUGGGUUUGGGUAUAGGCUUUUUAGGUCUUGGUCAGUUCUAUCGAGUGAAUGAGCGAGAAAAGGCAAGGAGGCGAGAGGAAGACGGAGAUGGAAUUGUGAGGAGUGUAGGAUCUGGAGACGAUGGAAAUGAUGAAGGUUAUCAAGGGCGAGCAAGAAGGAGAGAAAGAGUAAGGCCCUCGGGACCAUGGCAGGUUCAAGUAAUGUCAACUCUCCCAUUGAAAGCCAUGUCAAGAAUAUGGGGCAGAUUCAAUGAAUUGGAGAUACCUUACUAUCUACGUGUACCCGGAUUUAAAUUGUAUUCUUUUAUUUUCGGUGUUAAUCUUUCUGAAGUAUCAGAACCCGAUCUUCACGUAUACCCUAAUUUAGCUUCAUUCUUUUAUCGUACUCUGAAACCAGGAGCUCGCCCACUUCAUCCAAAUCCGAAUGCGUUGCUUUCUCCAGCUGAUGGUCGGGUUCUUCAGUUCGGUGCAAUCGAAAGUGGCGAGGUAGAACAAGUUAAGGGAAUGACUUAUAGUCUGGAUGCUCUUCUCGGUACCAGCAAACCAGCUACCACUCCUAAUCCUGCAGAUCCGUCCAGUAUAUUCACCCCGCCUCAAGAUACCACACCUAAACAAAGUAAGGCGAGGUACAAUGACGGAGACGAAGAGAUUAUCAAGCAAGACGAAAAGUUUGCAACUGUAAAUGGUAUCUCAUAUACUCUUCCAAAUUUACUCUCUGGGCCGCCCCAGAAGCAACCAGGAAAGAAGUCAAGUGAUGCCUCCACCACACCAAAGCCAGCCUCUGAAGCCGAAGUUCGUGCCGACCUUGCUCUUGGUGAAAAGCCGUGGUAUUCUCGAGUUACUACAGAGAACAAGACUGCUUUAUAUUAUGUAGUUGUAUAUCUGGCACCCGGUGACUAUCAUCGUUUCCAUUCUCCAACAGCUUGGGUCGCUGAGAAGCGCCGCCAUUUCGCUGGAGAACUAUACUCAGUCUCACCCUAUCUCCAACGAACAUUACCUGGUUUAUUCACACUGAAUGAGCGGGUUGUUCUUCUUGGCAGAUGGAGGUGGGGCUUCUUCUCCUUCAUCCCUGUUGGUGCUACAAACGUUGGUUCCAUUAAGAUCAAUUUCGAUCGAGAACUACGAACCAAUUCUUUAACAACAGAUACUGCUGCCGACAGAGCUGCCGCCGAAGCAGCAGAACGCGGGGAAUCAUAUAGUGGAUUUGCCGAAGCUACUUACGAGGCUGCGAGCCCCAUUCUUCACGGUCAUGCCCUGAGAAGGGGUGAAGAAAUGGGAGGAUUUCAACUAGGAAGUACAGUUGUACUUGUGUUCGAGGCACCUAAAGGAACAAGACCAAGUCUUGACGAAGGCUGGAUGGGACAGAAGAGAAAGGGAGGUUGGAAUUGGGCCAUUGAGAAGGGCCAAAAGGUCAAAAUGGGUGAACAAUUAGGAUGGGUCGAUGAUGCUUAA
This is a messenger RNA of Botrytis porri, 1928 nucleotides long. RefSeq lists its product as uncharacterized. The transcript has 3 exons. Gene Ontology annotation, molecular function: phosphatidylserine decarboxylase activity. Lineage: Eukaryota; Fungi; Ascomycota; Leotiomycetes; Helotiales; Sclerotiniaceae. Bases 240 to 1928 code for a protein of 562 amino acids. Gene Ontology annotation, biological process: phosphatidylethanolamine biosynthetic process. The record is from RefSeq and is a predicted model, not a curated record. Gene Ontology annotation, cellular component: mitochondrion.